Westerdykella ornata is the source of this 3612-nucleotide messenger RNA. Its product is annotated as PNTB-domain-containing protein. Gene Ontology annotation, cellular component: mitochondrial inner membrane. The transcript is spliced from 9 exons. The record is from RefSeq and is a predicted model, not a curated record. Gene Ontology annotation, biological process: proton transmembrane transport; NADPH regeneration. NCBI's taxonomy places the organism in Eukaryota, Fungi, Ascomycota, Dothideomycetes, Pleosporales, Sporormiaceae. The coding region runs from base 124 to 3483 and encodes 1119 amino acids. Gene Ontology annotation, molecular function: NADP binding; NAD binding.
CCGUCGUCGCGCCGGCACGCCUCCCCCAGCAGAUCCGAUCAGAUGCGGGUCCCCGCCGCCGCUUCUACUCCACCACUCUCUAGGUUGUGACACCGUGACACGGGCUCGUGCUAGCUGCCCAGCAUGAGCGCCUCCCAUAAUCUCGUGGGCUUGCGGGUGGCCGCUUUUGGAGUCCAGAGACGCCCGGCCUUCGCUGCUUGCGCUUUUCGGGCGAUUCGAGUCACCACACGUGCAUUCACCUCAGGCCGACUGGAGCAACGCCAACCACCAGCCAUUCUAAGCUUGUGUCCCCCCAGGCCACUACAUCUCCAGAACCACAUCCGGAAAACGUCCUCUACCGCUAUUGUCCGUCAUGCCUCUCAAGCACCCGAUCCGCAUGAACACGACGACGAGUUCCCCACCUCGCCCCCAUUCACCGCUGGUCCCUACUCCACCCUCACCGUUGGCAUCCCCAAGGAGAGCUACCCCGGAGAGCGUCGUGUUGCCAUCACCCCGCAGAACGUCAAGCUCCUGCUCAAGAAAGGUUUCUCUCAGGUCUUGAUCGAGCGUGGAGCCGGCCUGGAAGCCCAGUUCACCGACGAAGCCUACGAGCAAGCAGGCGCCAAGAACGUCGACCGCAGGACUCUCUUCGCAGACAGCGAUAUCCUACUCAAGGUUCGUGCUCCCAGCAUCGAUGGGCCGGACAGCGAGGUCGACGCCAUGCGCGAGGGCGCUACCGUCAUCUCAUUCCUCUAUCCCGUACAGAAUAAGGCGGUCGUAGAGAGACUGUCGUCCAGGAAAGCCACCGCAUUUGCUAUGGAUAUGGUACCGCGCAUUUCGCGUGCUCAGGUUUUUGAUGCAUUAAGCUCAAUGGCGAACAUUGCUGGUUAUAAAGCCAUCUUGGAAGCCUCCAAUCACUUUGGUCGAUUUCUCACGGGUCAGGUCACCGCUGCUGGAAAGAUACCCCCUUGCAAAGUUCUCGUUAUUGGCGCUGGAGUUGCUGGUUUAAGUGCAAUCGCCACUGCCCGACGUAUGGGAGCCAUUGUACGCGGCUUUGACACUCGCUCAGCCGCCCGCGAGCAGGUUCAGUCUCUCGGAGCCGAGUUCAUUGAGGUAGAACUCAAGGAGGAAGGCUCAGGAGCUGGAGGCUACGCAAAGGAGAUGUCCAAGGAGUUCAUCGAGGCUGAAAUGAAGCUGUUCCACGAGCAAUGUCGAGAAGUCGACAUUGUCGUCACUACCGCCCUGAUCCCCGGGAAACCCGCGCCGAGGCUGAUUACGAAAGCUAUGUUGAGCUCGAUGAAACCAGGCUCCGUUGUCGUAGAUCUUGCUGCCGAGGCCGGCGGGAACUGCGAGGCUACGGUGCCAGGAAAACUCUCCAAGUACGAGGGCGUGACCGUUAUCGGAUACACUGAUCUCCCAUCUCGCUUGCCUACUCAAUCUUCGACUCUGUACUCCAACAACAUCACCAAGUUCUUGCUUUCUCUGCAACCCCCGGACAAGAAGGAAAAGUACUAUGAUGUGGAUCUCAAAGACGAAGUCACUCGUGGUGCCAUUGUCACAUACAAUGGCAAGGUUCUUCCUCCGGCUCCUCGACCUGCCCCGCCACCUGCACCCGCUGCAAAGGCCCCAUCUCCCGCGGACCAAGUUGCUAACGUCGUCCAACUCACACCUUGGCAGGAGCAAAGUCGCCAAGUCGCCACGGUCACGGCCGGAAUGACUGCUGCACUUGCCUUGGGCAAAUAUACCGGACCCAUGUUCAUGGGCAAUGCCUUCACCUUCGCACUGGCCAGCCUCAUCGGUUAUCGAGUCGUCUGGGGCGUCGCCCCCGCCCUGCACUCUCCUCUCAUGAGCGUGACCAAUGCAAUCUCAGGCAUGGUAGGAAUCGGAGGUUUCUUCGUCAUGGGCGGUGGAUAUCUGCCGGAAACGAUUCCCCAGACUCUCGGAGCACUGUCCGUUCUCCUUGCCUUCGUCAACGUUUCCGGUGGCUUCGUCAUCACCAAGCGUAUGUUGGAUAUGUUCCGGAGACCUACGGAUCCUCCAGAGUACCCGUGGCUCUAUGCAAUUCCUGCCCUUCUUUUUGGUGGCGGGUACGUUGCUGCAGCUUCCACAGGUAUGGCGGGUCUCGUACAAGCUGGCUAUCUCGUUAGCAGCAUCCUCUGCGUGAGUUCCUUGUCCGGAUUGGCCUCUCAAGCGACUGCCCGUCGUGGCAACAUUCUGGGUAUACUCGGUGUCUUUUCUGGUAUUCUGGCUUCGCUCCUCGCUGUCGGCUUUGACACGGAUGUCCUGGUCCAAUUCGGUGCUCUCGCCACGCUUGGUACCGUUGCUGGAAUGGUCAUCGGCCGUCGCAUCACACCCACCUCCCUGCCGCAAACUGUGGCUGCCCUCCACUCCGUCGUAGGUCUCGCCGCCGUUCUCACUAGCAUUGGCAGUGUCCUUGGGCAUUCCGGCGUGGAGAUCUCCGCCCUGCACAUGGUCAGCGCCUAUCUCGGGGUGUUGAUCGGCGGCGUGACCUUCACCGGCAGCAUCGUUGCUUUCCUGAAACUGGCUGGCAAGAUGUCCUCGAAGCCUCUCGUUCUCCCUGGACGCCAUCUAGUCAAUACGUCUCUGCUUGGGAUGAACAUGGCGACCAUGGGGGCGUUCUUGACCAUGGCUCCUGGGGCGCCCCUGAUAGGUGCGGCGUGUCUCGUGGGGAACACGGUGCUCAGUUUCAUCAAAGGAUAUACCACGACGGCGGCGAUUGGCGGCGCCGAUAUGCCCGUGGUGAUCACGGUGCUGAACGCGUAUUCGGGUUUCGCCCUGGUCGCCGAAGGAUUCAUGUUGGAUAACUCCCUUCUGACGACCGUCGGCGCGCUGAUCGGCGUAUCGGGCUCCAUCCUCUCGUACAUCAUGUGCGUGGCGAUGAACCGAUCAUUGACGAACGUGCUCUUUGGCGGCAUCGUACCGACACAGCAGAGCCAGGCCAAGAUUGAGGGUACCGUGACGAAGACCAGCGCCGAGGAAGUAGCAGAUGCCCUGAUCAAUGCGGAGAAUGUCAUCAUCGUCGUCGGCUACGGCAUGGCCGUCGCCAAAGCCCAAUACGCCAUCUCCGACUUCGUCAAAUACCUGCGCGCCCGCGGCGUCAACGUGCGCUUCGCCAUCCACCCCGUGGCGGGCCGCAUGCCGGGCCAAUGCAACGUGCUCCUGGCCGAAGCGUCGGUGCCGUACGACAUUGUGCUCGAGAUGGACGAGAUCAACGACGAUUUCGGCGACACGGACGUGACGCUCGUGAUUGGGGCCAACGACACGGUGAACCCGAUUGCGCUGGAGCCGGGGAGCAGCAUCGCGGGCAUGCCGGUGCUGCAUGCGUGGAAGAGCAAGCAGGUGGUUGUCAUGAAGAGGGGCAUGGCGAGCGGGUACGCCGAUGUGCCGAAUCCGUUGUUUUAUAUGGAGAAUGCCAAGAUGUUGUUUGGGGAUGCGAAUGAUAGCUGUAAUGCUAUCAAACGCGCGUUGGAGGAGAGGAAGUAGGGGUGAAGUAAGUGGUUGUUGCAAAGGUCUCGGAGGGGCAGUCUUUUGAUGUAUAUGAAGAAGGUAGAGUGUGGCAUAUGGCCGAUCUCCAUACAUAUACAGGGCUAUGUCGGGGAUUCCAUUUCCACC